GAACCUUACUUUUUAGUUUACAUUCUUACCUAUGUUUUCCAGUUUUACCACGUGUUUAAAACGUUGUGAACUGAAUAAACUCGUGUCGUGUACAAAUUUAAUAAUGGGCAAACGAAAAGCUGGAUUCCGUAAAGGAGGAAACAAGAAUAAAGUAAUAAAACCAAAUACUGAAGGAGUUGUUGAUAACAGGCAGGCCUAUGAAGAUAUCGUGCGUGAAAAUGAAGCGUUUGAUAAAUACUACAAACAUAUUAAUGUUUGCAAUGAAAGUGAAUGGGAUGAUUUCCUUAAGUUUAUGAAAUCAGAUCUGCCAACGACUUUUCGCAUCACCGGCUCAAAAUGCGAAGCAAAAAAGAUGGUGGAUAUUGUCCAGGGACAAUAUCUUCAAGAAUUGUUAAGUCACAAUGAAUCACUUAAAACAACCAUCUUUCCUUUGCCUUGGUAUCCUAACAAUCUAGCGUGGCAGAUGGACAUCAAAAAAGAGAUUCGCCGUGAGGAAGCCUUCUAUAAAUUGCACAAUUUUCUUAUAUCUGAAACAAUGAACGGAUCCAUAUCGCGACAAGAAACUGUUAGUAUGAUUCCACCGAUUGUUCUCGACGUUCAAUCACAUCAUAAAGUUUUGGACAUGUGCGCAGCUCCUGGUUCAAAAACUGCACAGCUUCUCGAAUUUUUACACGCUGAUGACAUGGCGGUACCUUCUGGUUAUGUCGUCGCAAAUGACGUAGAUAAUAAACGGUGUUACAUGUUGGUACAUCAAGCAAAACGAUUAAAUUCACCUUGUCUGGCGGUUAUUAAUCAUGAUAGCGCUGUUUUACCGAAUUUAAGUGAGACUGUUAACGGUGCUAUUGAACAAGUUCAAUUCGAUAGGAUUCUUUGUGAUGUUCCUUGCUCUGGUGAUGGAACUCUAAGGAAAAAUCCAGAUAUUUGGUCUAAAUGGACUCCGGCAAAUGGUAUAAAUCUUCAUGGUAUUCAAAAUCGUAUUUUACGCCGAGGAUGUGAAUUGUUAAAAAUUGGUGGUAGGAUAGUAUAUUCGACGUGUUCUCUGAACCCAAUAGAGAAUGAAGCAGUAAUUCAUCGAAUUCUGGCUGAAACUGACGGUGCUAUGGAGUUGGUUGAUGUAUCUGCGCAAUUACCUGGGUUGAAGUAUUCGCCAGGUAUGGAGUAUUGGCCUGUUGGCUCGCGAAAUUUGGAGUUUUAUGAAAAAGCUGAGGAUGUUGAUGCUAAAUGGAGCACUACCAUUCGUCCGCAGAUGUUUCCAAAAACGGAAGAGGAAAAACGAAAAUAUAAUUUGAACAGAUGUAUCAGAAUUUUACCCCACCAGCAAAAUACAGGUGCAUUCUUUGUUGCUGUGCUUCAAAAAUUACAUCCCCUGAGCGUUAAAGAAAAAUCAUUCAAAAUACUCCCUCAAGAAGAAGAAGAAGAGAAGAAAGAAGCAUUCGACCCGAAACUCCCGCAGAAUCAGCGUAAACGCAGGCGUCAAGAUGGUUUUAAAGAAGAUCCGUUUGUCUUCUUCACCGAGGACGAGCCAGUGUACAAAGAAAUCAAAGAGUUUUACGAUAUUCACAAUGAUUUUGACUCGAAGUGUUUGUUGGUGAGGUGUCACGCCGGCAAGAAAAAGAAUAUCUACUACACUUCGCCGGCCGUGAGAGACUUGAUUGUUACAAAUCAAGGCACGAUACGCUUUAUCAAUACUGGUGUGAAGUUGUUUGUACGCACAGAUAAUCGAAACACGAAAAAAUGUCCGUUCCGCCUCGCGCAGGAUGGUCUAGAGAGCAUUUUCCCAACAAUCGGUGAAGCUAGAAAGAUUAGGAUACCUAAGGAAGAUUUACUCACACUGCUGCUCAAUGAUACACCGGAAAAAUCACCGAAAAUUGAGGAACUUUCCGUUGGCAUUCAGGAACAAUGCAAGGAUUUCGACGCUGGCAGUUGUAUAUUGAUUUAUACCGAACCUGGAAAAGAGGGAAGUGAUCCGAGUGAUAAUGAAGAGUUUGUUUUGCAUAUAAGUGGAUGGAGAGGCACGCAAUCGCUCAGAGUCUACAUGGCACAGUGUGGCACAAUUCAUUUACUACGAUUGUUAGGCGGGGAUGUGUCUAAAUAUGAUAAGAACAAGUUCCAAAAGAUUAAAACUGAGCGUAAUGAUAAUGGCGCCCCAAUCAUCAAACAGGAAGCCGCUGAAAGUAAUGGUGUUAAUGUAAUCAAGCAGGAAGCUGCUGAUGCUGAUGUUAAAAAAUCUACUCAAGUCUGAUUAAGUGAGUAAAGAAUUUAUUUUAUAACUUGGUAAUAUUAAACUGGCGACAACAAUAAUAAAUGAUUACUAACUAA
This is a messenger RNA of Dalotia coriaria, 2319 nucleotides long. It is a transcript of the gene Nsun2, whose product is annotated as tRNA (cytosine(34)-C(5))-methyltransferase Nsun2. Gene Ontology annotation, molecular function: tRNA (cytidine-N5)-methyltransferase activity; tRNA binding. Gene Ontology annotation, cellular component: cytoplasm; nucleus. NCBI's taxonomy places the organism in Eukaryota, Metazoa, Arthropoda, Insecta, Coleoptera, Staphylinidae. The record is from RefSeq and is a predicted model, not a curated record. Gene Ontology annotation, biological process: tRNA methylation.